Clupea harengus (Atlantic herring) is the source of this 896-nucleotide messenger RNA. It is a transcript of the gene sub1b, whose product is annotated as SUB1 regulator of transcription b. Lineage: Eukaryota; Metazoa; Chordata; Actinopteri; Clupeiformes; Clupeidae. Gene Ontology annotation, molecular function: transcription coactivator activity; DNA binding. The record is from RefSeq and is a predicted model, not a curated record. Gene Ontology annotation, biological process: positive regulation of transcription initiation by RNA polymerase II.
ACAAUGCCAGCAGAAACAAAUUAUCUGGCGGUAGCGGUAUCUUUCCUCCAGUUACUUCCUCUACGCUUCAGUCAAUCGAUUGAGCCAUAGCAAAUCCAUCCAUCAUGCCCAAGUCAAAGGAGGUGCUGUCCACCACAUCAGGAAGCGAUUCAGACAGUGAAGUAGAGAAAAAGGCAAAGAGAAAGAAGGCAAGCGUCCCCGAGAAACCUGCGAAGAAGCAGAAAAGUGGAGAGAGCUCAAGGGCCGGCGGCUCUUCCAAACCUGACGGAAAUAAAGACGACAACUUAUUCCAGAUUGGAAAGAUGAGGUAUGUCAGUGUCAGAGAUUUUAAAGGCAAGUGUUUGAUUGACAUUCGAGAGUACUGGAUGGACCAAUCAGGUGAAAUGAAACCUGGCAAAAAAGGUAUUUCCUUGAACCCAGAGCAGUGGACCCAGCUGAAGGAACAAAUGUCUGACAUCGAUGAUGCAAUCAGAAGAUCAUAAUGAACUAAUCUAAGCGCAUUAAAAGGUUGAACAGGUUUUUAGGAGUUUGCCUCCCAACUUUUGUAAAGGCACUUUGUUAAUGGACCAUUAUUACUUGUGCUGUAAGUUUGCAGGAAACUGGAGUUAGAUUUGUUUUCUUUGUUUAUUUUUUUUUGUUCAUGUGAGCUAUUGAGUGUAAACCAGAAAAAAAACUGUUCAUUAAAUCAUGCACAUGCAAUAGCCCCAGAAGUGUGUGUGUGUGUGUGUGUGCGUGCGUGCUUUUGUGUGUGAUCUGGACGUGGAGUUGUUUUGUUGUUGUUGUUUUGUUUUUUGCUUUUGAUUAGGAUGAUGGUGGACUUCUUUGUUUUUCGGCUCCAUGGUAAUAAAUGCCGUUUUGUGUGGCGGCUCAGUGAACGCUCUCACGGCUACAUCUCA